AUGGACACGGGCUCAAUGUGGCAGGCAUCGAGGGCUGCCGACAAAGGAGAGGAGCGGAACCAUGCGAACGACGGAAACCGGCUGGUCCGGGCCCAUGCAGUCGCCCGAACAGAACGGCAGAGCGGCACUUUCUGUAUGCCAGGGAGAUGGGAAAACACACCGCCUCGUCUAAAGAGAAGACCGACCAGAAAAAGAGCAUUAUCCCUACAGUUGCACCACGGCUAUGGCAACUGCUACCUGACUGGGCGUGAAUUGGGCAUAACGAUUGUGCCCUCCUGUCUGCCUGCUAGUCUGCCCGACUGCCCGACUGCCCGUCUGUCCCCUCUGAUCGCUCUCCGAUUUGCCCAACCCGGACCCAGCGUCGGAGCCUGCCACGGGACAGUUGCGAGUGAGGCAGCAACUGUACCGGAGAACAGUGGUCAUAUGGUGCCCUUUGGGGCUCGUCUGACCACCAACAGUCGAUUGCCUCUGGGCGCUUGA
Messenger RNA from Protopolystoma xenopodis, 480 nucleotides. NCBI's taxonomy places the organism in Eukaryota, Metazoa, Platyhelminthes, Monogenea, Polystomatidea, Polystomatidae. The record is from the annotation of a GenBank genome assembly.